AUGCAAGAAGAACCCACUGCUGUUAUUACCAUUGAUGAUUAUCAAGUGGAGUGGCCCAUUCAUAGAAAUCGCUUCUAUCAAGAAAACAGCGUUUUGGGAAUGAUAGAGUAUUGGUGUUCUAAGACUCCUCAAAAUCCCUGCAUUGAAAGAACAUUCGUUCCUGGAGAAACUGUUCAUUCAAACGUUUCCAAACAGUUGAAUUACGAAGAAUUUAAAAGAGCAAUUCUAUUGACAAGAAGAUUGUUACAUGACAAGAUUGGAGCAAAGAUCGCAAAAGGUUCAUGUGUUGCUUUACUUCAUGAAAAUUCCCUCGUUUAUUCGGUCAUUGUUUUUGCUUUAUUUUCACUGGGUUAUAUUGUUUUUCCGGUGAAUCACAAAUUGACCACUAAGGUGGUUUCAAAACUAUUAGAGUUAGGCCAAGUGCAAUGUGUGAGCAUAUCUCCUCAUAUUUUGCAAAGUAUGAUUCAAGAAUCAUCCAUAGAGGAUGUAUUGGAUUUGUUCUCAAAAUGUGAAACCUACUUGUGGAGCUCAGACAUUUCAGAAGAAUUACAAGAUUUGCAAAUACUUCUUAAUGAUGAAAAAUUCUCACAGGUGAAACAAUUGAUUGAACCUUUGGAUAUUAUGAAGGAUAUUUCAAACAUUAUAUUGAAUAAGACUGACAAUACUCUCCAAGAUGAAGUAUGUUUGGAAUAUCCUGCCAAGUUCAAUGAUCCUUCGUUUUAUGUCAACACUUCAGGUAGCACAAACAUCCCUAAAAUUGUUGUGCAUUCUCAGAGAUCUAUCAUGUCCAGUUUGCAUUAUUCCCAUAAGUUACACUACUCCAAAUUGGAAUUUAUUGUCAACUUUCUUCCAUUAUACCAUUUAAUGGGAUUCUAUAAUUUGUUAACAAGCUUAUAUCAUGGAACUUGCUAUAUAAUGUUCAAUAAUCCAAAAUCAGAAAACAUGAUCUCAAGUUUAUAUCAUGUACUAAAGCAUCAUGAGGCAAAGUUGAGUAGAAUGAGCAUUCCUAGUAUGCCCAUAUUAAUGAAUCAAAUUAAGGAAGAAGUAGAACGAGGAGAUGAUAUUGGAAGAAUGUUAAUAUCUGAGCUUUCAAAAAGUCUAUUCGUGACAAUGGGAGGAGUAUCUACUCCUAAUUAUCUGAUCACCUUUUUACAGGACAAUCGUAUAAAUUGUGUGAAUGGUUAUGGAAUGAGUGAAAUAGGAGUUUGUUUAGCCAGUGAAAGAUUUACAGGAGCUUUCAAAUCAAUGAAUUGUUUGCUUCCAUGUAAAUUCUACAUUUGGAAAGAACGAGAAGGAGACGCGUUAGAGUUGUACUUGGCCAAAGGUUGUCCAACUUGUGGAUUGACAUAUAUUUCUGUUGGAAAUUAUGCAAAAUUCUGGAAUGAGGAAGAAGGCAAUACCUUUUGCACUCAUGAUUUGUUUUAUGAGUUCCCACGCAAUCAUUAUGUUUAUCUAUCUAGAGCAGAUGAUAUUCUUUGUCAUACAAAUGGAGAAAUGACAAAUCCACAACCUAUUGAGGCAGCUGUUAAGGGAUUUGACCCAUGUAUCACUCAUGCUGUUAUUUUAGGACACAAUAGACCCUUCUGUGUGGCAAUUUUUGAGACAGAUAAAGAUAGAGAGCCAUCCGAUUUUACCAAGAUUGUUAGGAAAAAGAUUAAGGAUCUCAACAAAACACUUCCCAUCCAUUCAAGACUUUCAUUGGACUUUUUGGUUUUGAAUAGAAAUGAAAAAUUGCCUCUCACUGAAUUGAAAGGGUUGGUUUCUAGAAAAAAAACAGAACAGAUGUAUGCUGAUAAGAUUGAGAAUUUAUAUAAUCCACAAAAUGUCAUUCCACAAAGUCAACCUACCUCAAAACUUGUUGAGCACGUGACCAAUAAGCCUCCACCCCUUAUUAACCCUCAGGAGUUUAUUUCCCUAUUGAAGAAUCAGGUAUUUCCAGAAGUGAAAAAUAUUGAUCUGGAUACAUCACUUCCAGGAUUGGGAAUGGAUUCUCUAUCGCUCAUUCAAUUUAGAAAUUUGCUUUUUAAGAAUUAUGGUGUAAUGCCAAGUGUUGAUGAAAUUUUUCAACUCGGUACACCUAGACAGAUUAUUAAGCGUUUACAAAAUAUUGAAGAGGAGGGUACUAAGGACGAACUGAGUGAUAUAAGAGAAAAGAUAGCCAAUGAUGUUCAGUUCUUAUCGAAAAAGAUCGUGAAAGAUUGUACAAGUUCUGCUCACCCUCUCAAACAUGAAUUUAUAUUUUUAACUGGAGCAACUGGUAUGCUUGGUGCUUAUGUUAUUAAUGAUUUGGCAAAAUUGGAGGAAGUCAAGAAAAUUUAUUGUCUAUGUAGAGGUAAUUCAGUUUCGCAUGCCGUUGAAAGACUUAUGAACAAUAUGAAGUUGUAUAAUUUGUGGAACGACUUUACUCUAAACAAUAAGGUUCGAGUUAUUUUGGGAGAUGUUGCAACUGAGAGAAUGGGUAUCGAAGAAUCUAUUUAUUCAGAACUAUUGGAAAAUGUGGACGUCAUUUAUCACAUUGGAUCGGCUGUUGAUUUUGUUCAACCUUAUUCGUCCCUUAAAGCUGCAAAUGUGGAUGGAACAUCUAGAGUUAUUGAACUUGCCUUGACGAGGAAAAUCAAACCUCUUGCUUAUAUUAGUUCAAUAUCAGCUGCUCCCAAGAACGAAGAUGGCUCGUUAAGAGAGGAAAUCAUUCAGUUGUCCAAAUUGAACCAAAAAUUUGGCUAUCCACAAACCAAGAUAGCUUCUGAGCUCCUCUUGACUGAAGCAAAGCAAAGAUUAGGAUUGCCAAUAUUGAUAUUUCGUCCAGCAUUGAUUGUUGGAGAUGAACCAACAGGUAAAAUGCAAAGAGGUUUCCUCGUUGAGAGAAUGUUAAAAUCUAUGCACCGUGUUGGUGUAGCACCCAAUUUAGAUAUUCUUAAUAAUUUAAUUAAUGUGGAUUAUGUGAGCAAUAUUAUUGUAUCUGCUGUACGACAUGGUUACUUUGAUUUGGAAGUAGUACAUAUCACCAAUAGAAAUCCACCAAGUCAUUCUGAUAUUUUGUCACAUCUCAAAGACCAUUUUUCAUCCCUGUUUGGACAUGUGCAAGAGGGUUCUUGGCAACAGUUCCUUGAUGAAAUUGCAAAGAAAGAUAUCAAAGAAGACGGAAUGUAUCCAUUGGUUCAGUGGGCAAGAGAAGGAUUUAUUGGCGAAUUAGAUACGGAGAGAAAAUUGGUUGUGUCUAGAGAGGCUUUUGAAGAGUCAAUACAACACUUUACUGAGGUGAAUAAUCGUUUGACUGAGAUGAGAGGUGUAGAAAGAAAGGAAUUAGACGUCUUCAAAUUGCUUGGCCGAUUAGUUGAGUUUUCUCUAGUGGCUGCAAAUGAUCAAACAAAGAGUGUUGAAAGCGAAUCUUCAAUUCGGGAGAACGUAAUUGCCGUUUAA
This is a messenger RNA of Naegleria fowleri, 3420 nucleotides long. RefSeq lists its product as uncharacterized. Bases 1 to 3420 code for a protein of 1139 amino acids. The transcript has a single exon. The record is from RefSeq and is a predicted model, not a curated record. NCBI's taxonomy places the organism in Eukaryota, Heterolobosea, Eutetramitea, Acrasida, Naegleriidae.